CGGUAUUAAAAUCAAUCGGAGCAAAUAAUACUAACCAUUAAACUAAUUGUAUUUCAUUUUAUUGAAUAAAACCAUUAUUUUAUUUUUCAAUGCACAAUAAAAAAAUUAUUUCGUCUUAUAAUGAAUAUUAAUUGGACUUUUUAUUGGGCCUAUUGGGCUGCUCGAUCGAUGGCCCAAUAGAAAGGUAUAAGAAAUCUCCUGCUUGAAGUCCACGGGCAAGACAUUUCCGGGCAGCGGUCAGAAGGGAUCCCGAGCUACCUCGAACACAAAUACCCGAACCGGACGGACCGUACAGGACCUUACGCCACAUGGUCCGACGAUCUCCGCGUCCAUCGCUGACGUUGCUUUCUGCUUCUGUGGCUUCUUCUUCUUCUCUUCUCUCUGCUUCUUCGCGCAUUUCUAUUUUCGCCGCCUCAACUAGGUUUUCGAAACUUCCUUACUGAUUCUUGUUAUUUUCACCGAUAUUUUCUUCCAAUAUCGGUUCCUUAGUUAACGAUCUUUCCCAUCCUGAACAGUAGUGUUGUUACGUUGAUGACGAGAUUGCAAUCAAUGGUUUUUAUUGGCGGCGAAUCUUGAAUUUGUAAAUGGUGGGUAUUUCUGCCUCCUUCAGAGGUCGCAGAUUGUCAACAGUUGGAGCAUUUGGGAGGGAAUUGCUAUUUUCUCGGACAAAUAGGAUAGGCACCAGUCUGCAUGGAGGAAAUUUUGAUGCCAUUAGUGGAUCAUCUGUUACUUCUACUCGACAUAGAUUGUACUCAAAUGUUUGGCUUACAAGGAGGGGACAAGCUCGGAAUGCCAUCCAUGAGGUGGGUCAAGGUUUAUCUAGUGGUCACUUCAGGAGUUAUUUAGCAGUUACAGCAAGCACUGCUCUAGCUACUCGUGCCCAACUUGCUUGGAAGAGGUUAGCUCAAAGCUCGGUUCAUAAUGUUCAAACACCCCCCAUAAGCAAGAUUGCUCAGGCAGUUAGCCUGGGCCUUAGCCGUUCUUGUAUUGCUGUUCCUGGCAUUUUUACAGUAAUGUGUGGAACCAAUUUAGCAUGGGCCAAAGUCUCUUCUGAUACCUAUUCUUUUAAGCCGGGAAGUUCCCUGUAUUCCCAUGCUCAAGACAGCCACCUUUUAUUAACCAGAUUGUUACAUGCCCUAUUUGAAGGUGUUUUCAUGUUGCUUAGAGCUUUUUAUUUGGCUGCUCUUUUCACACCAAGCAUUGCGAUGGCUCCAUUUGCAGAUAGUUUUGGACCUAAUUUCAGGAAAUUGUGGCUUCAGACUGUUCAUCAAACCCUAGAAAGAGCAGGUCCAGCAUUCAUAAAAUGGGGUCAGUGGGCAGCAACACGGCCUGAUCUAUUUCCUAGAGACAUGUGCAUUGAAUUGUCAAAGCUUCACUCAAAUGCCCCAGAGCACAGCUUUAGCCACACAAAGAAAACUAUUGAGAAAGCUUUUGGCCGGAAAAUUUCUGAAAUUUUUGAUGACUUUGAGGAGAAACCUGUAGCAUCUGGCAGUAUUGCUCAAGUGCAUCGAGCUACUUUGCGAUCAAAGUACCGUGGUCGGCAGAUGAAACCAAUGCUAGUUGCUGUUAAGGUUAGACAUCCACGAGUGGGGGAAUCCAUAAGAAGAGAUUUUGAUAUAAUUAAUUUAGUGGCAAAGACUUCAAACUUCAUUCCUGGACUGAAAUGGUUGAGGUUGGAUGAAAGUGUACAGCAGUUUGCAGUCUUCAUGAUGUCUCAAGUUGAUCUUGCCCGAGAAGCUGCUCAGUUGAGUCGCUUCACAUACAAUUUCCGCAGAUGGAAGGAUGUUUCUUUCCCUAAGCCAGUUUAUCCUCUUGUGCAUCCAGCUGUUUUGGUGGAAUCUUUUGAACAUGGUGAGAGUGUUGCGCUCUAUGUUGAUGGACUCAAGGGGAAUGAGCACGUCAACAGUGCCCUUGCCCACAUUGGUACCCAUGCUCUGCUGAAGAUGCUUCUGGUAGAUAACUUUGUUCAUGCAGAUAUGCAUCCUGGAAACAUCCUCGUUCGUCUCACUCGGAGCAAGCGACCUAAAAGAACAUUGAAAACCAAACCUCAUGUCAUUUUUCUUGAUGCGGGCAUGACUGCCGAACUUUCUAAAAAUGAUCAGAUCAAUUUACUGGAGUUUUUUAAAGCUAUUGCUCGAAGAGAUGGUCGAACUGCAGCAGAGUGCACCCUAAGACUAUCAAAGAAGCAAAAUUGUCCCGAGCCAGAGGCCUUUGUUCAGGAAGUGAAAGAGGCUUUUGAUUUUUGGGGUACCCCAGAAGGAGAUUUGGUCCAUCCUGCUGACUGCAUGCAUCAACUACUUGAGAAAGUCCGUUGGCAUAAAGUAAAUAUUGAUGGCAAUGUUUGUACUGUUAUGGUGACAGUUUUGGUCCUUGAGGGCUGGCAGCGAAAGCUCGAUCCAGAUUAUGAUAUUAUGCAUACGCUGCAAACACUGCUCCUAAAAGCUGAUUGGGCAAAAUCACUUUCUUAUACAAUCGAAGGACUAAUGGCCCCGUGAAUGGUUUCUGAAAGCUUAGAGUUAUAAAUAUUGACACUGAUCCCUACCAACUAUACAUCGCCUCGUACAAUUAAAUGAUGCCCUACAAAUAUGAUUUGUUAGUCAUCAAAUGCUGGCUCUUAUGCGUGGCUAGCUACAAUUUUGUAAGGACCUAGAGCUUUGUUUCAUUCAUUUGAUUGAUUUUCUAAGCACUUGGUGAUAAGGCUUAUGCAUGUUUAUUCAUCCUACAAGUGUUAGUUUUCCGCAUCUUAUGUAUAUACACAUAUGUACAACAUGUUUUUCAAAAUCCCUUAUCUUCUUCGAAGGAAUGUUUUUCCUUGUGCAUCUUCAUUCAAAAUUUGCAGCAGCUGAUUUGGAGGGACAUGCCAAAUCUCCGGCUGCUUCAGUUGAUGCCCAAUCUGUGCAAAUUUAUCAGCAGCUCUGUUUCCUUCCCGAUACACGUGCGUGUGGAUGCAGUUGCUUAUCUUUGGAUCCAUCGUAGUUCAGCUUUGUCCACCCCUUGCCUGGCUUCACCCAUUUCACAUUAAUGGCUUCAUCGUGCCACUUCCUGGCGAGGAUUCGACUUGGCGCGCCAUAACAGAGUAAUCUUGAAGUUAUUGUCAUAAUCUUGUUGUAUAUUUAGAUGUAGAAGGUUUACUAGCGUGAUAUAUAUACAUACAUUUACCCAAGAGGCAUGAUGUUGAUUGUUAUGAUGACAAUGGUGUUCAAGUUUUGGGGGGUUUAGAUUAGCCACAUUUAUGGAACACUCAUGUUUUGUUGAUGCAUUUUGUGGCGAAAAGUUGGGGCUGGAGACAGGCAAUUUAGUUUGAGAAUUUCUGAGGUACAAGGCAGAACAGAAUGGCAUUUGCUUUUAGAAUAUCUCUGUCUUGUGGAAUAUCUUUCUUCAUUCUCUAGUCUUGGAAUUUUGAAGUAUGCAUUAGGGUAAUUGUAUAAGGUUAGGGUGCGUGUGGAUUUGGUUUAAGGAAUUUAGGCCAUUGCUUGAAUUUAGGGUUAAACUGCAGUAUCUGUAUUGCCCAUGAAUUUUGGAGCUGAAAUGCCUGAUUCUCAGGACCCAAGAAUUUAGGCAUUCAUUUCAUCUUUUACUAUAAACAGGGGUGAAUCUUCUGCCAAACAUAAUCACUGGUAGUGAGAAGAAAAGAAUCUUUUUUGAUACAUUUAGUUGUUUUCAUUUCCCCCCUAAAUUCUUAUUUAGUUAUUGUUUCUUGCAAGAGAACAGACAUGCUAACAAAGUUGUACAAGGUUGUCCACUUCUGCAGGUAAGUAAUUGAAGAAUACGUGCAAAGUUUACACUGGGAUUUUGUAUUUCGAGGUAUAUUCUAUGUACUGCCACUAUGUCGUCUCUUAUGAUGCCUCCUACGCUUGCUUUUCCUGUUUUGGAUUCGUAUGAUCCAUCGUAGUUUAGCUUUGUCCAGCCCUUGGGGGGCUUCACCCAUCUAUCUUUUCUUGAUUGAAUUGGACUAGCUGCUCCAUGGAUGAGUGAUCUUGGAGUUAUUAUUGGAAUCAUCUUUAGUUGUACAUUUGCUAAUUAUAUAUAGUCAUGAACUUGGUGGUGUUCGAGUUUUGAGGGGCUUAGAUUAUUAGCCACGUUGGGAUUUAUU
Molecule: messenger RNA, 4093 nt
Organism: Andrographis paniculata
Lineage: Eukaryota; Viridiplantae; Streptophyta; Magnoliopsida; Lamiales; Acanthaceae
Product: ABC1 family protein YPL109C, mitochondrial-like
Exons: 6
Coding region: 585-2495 (636 amino acids)
Source: RefSeq, a predicted model, not a curated record